Molecule: messenger RNA, 729 nt
Organism: Metarhizium album ARSEF 1941
Lineage: Eukaryota; Fungi; Ascomycota; Sordariomycetes; Hypocreales; Clavicipitaceae
Product: Chromosome segregation protein Spc25
Exons: 2
Coding region: 1-729 (242 amino acids)
Biological process (GO): chromosome segregation
Cellular component (GO): Ndc80 complex
Source: RefSeq, a predicted model, not a curated record
AUGGCAACCGUCGGGCCACCCCUAGCAGACAGUCUCCCGAGCAUCAACUUUGGAUUCGACGAUUUGCGAGAUCGCAUGGCCAAAUUCACCGCCAAAUUCGACGAGUUUAUCGAGCAAGGACGAAAAAGAGUCUUGGAAGAGCGCAACCAAUUCCGCAUCAAUGUUGUCGAGCUUCAAGAGGACCAGCGCAUGAAGAAGAGGGACAUUGAAAUCGUCCAGGUCAAAAGCACGGCCUACCAGCACACACUGGAGAAGGAAGACGCCGAAACGCGAGAAAUGGAGGCGGCAAUUGCGUCGCUCUCGGCGCAGCGCGACGCCCACCUCGCUACGCGGGAGAAGCUCAAACAACAAAUCGCCCAGACGCAAGCGGAGAUAGAAUCGCGGGUUGCGGCGCAGCGCGCGCACGCGGCGCAGCAGGAAGCGCAGCAGAGGUUCAACGUGCCGGAGCUAGAUUUCUGGAUCACAAACCUGUGCUUGCGGAUCGAGGGUGCGGGACAGGAUGACCGGUUGAAGUUUGUGUACACGCACAUUGAUGAGAAGAACUGGGAGCGAGAGGCGUGGUUUGAGCUGGCGACGAGCUCGAGAGACUACGACGUCAAGCACUGCCGACCGAAAUUGGAGAGGGAGGACGUGGAGAGGGUGCUGGAGAGGGUGAACGAGAGUAGAGAGCUGGCGGUGCUGCUGAAGGGGAUGCGGGAGUUGUUCGUGGAGGCCAUGAAGUCGUCGUAG